Messenger RNA from Boleophthalmus pectinirostris (great blue-spotted mudskipper), 6124 nucleotides. It is a transcript of the gene myo1b, whose product is annotated as myosin IB. Gene Ontology annotation, molecular function: ATP binding; actin filament binding; microfilament motor activity. NCBI's taxonomy places the organism in Eukaryota, Metazoa, Chordata, Actinopteri, Gobiiformes, Gobiidae. The record is from RefSeq and is a predicted model, not a curated record. The transcript is spliced from 32 exons. Gene Ontology annotation, cellular component: actin cytoskeleton; myosin complex; cytoplasm. Gene Ontology annotation, biological process: actin filament organization; vesicle transport along actin filament. The coding region runs from base 92 to 3595 and encodes 1167 amino acids.
CUCCAUUUGAUCUUACCAGCACGUGCCUGGCGCCUACAGCGUUUGCCAAGGAGGAUAGAGAUAAGGCGGAGAGAGGGCAGAGUGAGCCAACAUGGAGGUGAAGACGUCACUUCUGGACAACAUGAUCGGGGUCGGGGACAUGGUCCUCCUCGAGCCCCUGUCUGAGGACUCCUUUUUAGACAACCUGAGGAAACGCUUCGACCACAACGAAAUCUAUACAUACAUCGGCAGUGUGGUGAUCUCCAUAAACCCGUACAGGUCACUGCCCAUCUUCACGCCAGACAAAGUGGAGGAGUACAGGAACAGGAACUUCUAUGAGCUCAGUCCACACAUAUAUGCCCUGGCAGAUGAAGCCUACCGAUCACUACGAGACCAAGACAAGGAUCAAUGCAUUCUCAUCACAGGAGAGAGUGGAGCAGGGAAAACAGAGGCCAGUAAACUGGUGAUGUCAUAUGUGGCUGCGGUGUGUGGGAAGGGUCAAGAGGUCAACAAGGUCAAGGAACAGCUGCUCCAGUCCAAUCCAGUACUAGAAGCUUUUGGAAACGCUAAAACCGUCAGGAACGACAACUCUUCCAGAUUUGGGAAGUACAUGGACAUCGAGUUUGACUUCAAGGGAGAUCCUCUGGGCGGAGUCAUCAGUAACUAUUUACUGGAGAAGUCUCGUGUUGUGAAGCAGCCAAGAGGAGAGAGGAACUUCCACAUUUUCUACCAGCUUCUGUCUGGCGCCUCAGAUGACACUCUCAAGAAACUGAAGCUGGAGAGAGACUUCAGUAAAUACAACUAUCUGAGCCUGGACUCUGCAGCGGUCAAUGGACUGGACGAUGCAGCCAACUUUAGGACCGUCAGAAAUGCCAUGCAGAUCGUGGGCUUCAUGGAGGAUGAGAUGCAGUCUGUUCUCGAGCUGGUGGCUGCAGUUUUAAAACUAGGAAAUAUCGAGUUCAAACCAGAGUCUCGCUGUAAUGGCACCGACGAGAGUCGCAUCAAGGACAAAAACGAUUUGAAGGAGAUGUGUGAGUUGCUGGGGAUCGAGCAGUCUGUUCUAGAGAGAGCCUUCAGCUACCGCACAGUGGAGGCCAAAAUGGAGAAAGUGUCCACCACUCUGAAUGUGGCACAGGCUUAUUACGCCCGUGAUGCUCUUGCCAAAAACCUGUACAGCCGCCUGUUUAGCUGGCUGGUUACAAGAAUCAAUGAAAGCAUCAAAGCCCAGGCCAAAACCAGACACAAAGUAAUGGGGGUGCUUGACAUCUAUGGCUUUGAGAUAUUUGAGGACAACAGCUUUGAGCAGUUCAUCAUAAACUACUGCAACGAAAAACUGCAGCAGAUCUUCAUCGAGCUCACGCUGAGGGAGGAGCAGGAGGAGUACGUCAGAGAGGGCAUUGAGUGGACCAACAUCGAAUACUUCAACAAUGCAAUUAUCUGCGACCUCAUUGAGAAUAACCAGAAUGGGAUCUUGGCGAUGCUUGACGAGGAGUGUCUGCGUCCCGGCACAGUGACAGAUGAGACGUUUUUGGACAAACUGAACACAGUCUGUGCAGAACACCAGCACUUUGAGAGCCGCCUCAGCAAAAACUCCAAGUUCCUCACUGACCACAGCCUGCCACACAACUGCUUCAGGAUCCAACACUACGCUGGCAAGGUGCUGUACAGAGUCGAAGGCUUUGUAGACAAGAACAACGACCUGCUGUAUCGCGAUCUGUCCCAGGCCAUGUACAAGGCCAACCACAGCCUGAUCAAGCAGCUGUUUCCAGAGGGAAACCCAGCCAAAGUCAACCUGAAGAGACCCCCCACCGCCGGAUUCCAGUUUAGACACUCAGUCGGGACGCUCAUGAAGAACCUACUGACCAAGAACCCCAACUACAUCAGGUGUAUCAAGCCCAAUGACAAAAAAGCGUCUCACAUUUUCACUGACUCUCUGGUUCGUCAUCAAGUGCGUUACCUGGGUCUGAUGGAGAACGUGAGAGUGCGGAGGGCGGGCUAUGCUUUCAGACAGCCUUAUGAACCCUGUCUGGAGAGGUACAAGAUGCUCUGUAAACGCACGUGGCCCCACUGGAGAGGGCCCGCCAGGGAAGGCGUGGAGGUGUUAAUGACAGAUCUCCAAGUCAAUCCAGAGGAGUUUUCCUACGGCCGCUCCAAAAUCUUUAUUAGGAACCCCAGAACUCUUUUCUUUUUGGAGGAGCGGAGGAAGCAGUGCCUGGAGGACCUGGCCACACUCAUUCAGAAGAUCUACAGAGGAUGGAAGUGUCGCACACACUUCCUGCUUCUCAAACAGAGUCAGAUCACAGUGGCUGCCUGGUACCGGAGAUACGCACAACAAAAGAAGUACAAGAGGAUCAAGAGUGCUACCACAGUGGUUCAGUCUUACACUAGAGGAUGGCAGGCUCGCAAACUCCUGAGAGAGCUCAAGUAUCAAAAGAGGUGUGAAGAGGCGGUGACCACAAUUGCAGCAUAUUGGCAUGGGACACAGGCUCGAAUGGAGUUGAGACGACUUAAACAGGAAAAGCGGAAUAAACGUGCUGUGACAGUUAUUUGGGCGUACUGGCAGGGAACCAAGGCCCGGCGAGAGCUCCGUCAGCUGAAGGAGGAAGCCAGGAAUAAGCAUGCCGUGUCGGUCAUAUGGGCCGGAUGGCAGGGCACCAAGGCACGCAGGGAGCUGAGGCGGCUGAAGGAGGAAGCCCGUCGUAGGCAUGCGGUCGCUGUCAUUUGGGCCUAUUGGCAGGGACUCCAGGUGCGCAGAGAGUACAGGAAAUUCUUCAGGGCAAAUGCAGGAAAGAAGAUCUAUGACUUUGUCAUCCAGCGAAUUAUUCAGAAGUACUUCUUGGGCCUGAGGAGCUCCAUGCCCUCCAUGUCUCCUAUCGACAGCAGCUGGCCCAGCAGACCCUACCUCUUCCUGGACCAGACCCACACAGAGCUGCGCCGCAUCUUCCACCUCUGGAGGUGCAAGAAAUACAGGAGCCAGUUCACGGAGGAGAAGAGGGCGGUUUACGAGGAGAAACUGGAGGCCAGUGAGAUCUUCAAGGAUAAGAAAGCUCUGUAUCCAAGCAGUGUGAGCCAACCAUUCAAAGGAGACUACCUGGAGAUCACCAAGAACCCCAAGUACCAGAAACUCAGCAACGCGGUGGAAGAGAAAGUCCUAUUGGCUGAUGUGGUCAACAAGAUCAACCGGGCCAAUGGGAAGGGCACAGCGCGGAUCUUCCUCCUGACCAAAAAGAAUGUGGUUUUGGCCGAUCAGAAAACAGGACAGGUCAAAGCCAGUGUCCCAUUACCAGAUGUGUCCAGUGUCUCCGUCAGCACACAGAGUGAUGGCUUCUUUGCUCUCAAACUUAAAGAGGGUGCUGCAUCAGCUGUUAAAGGUGAUUUCUUACUAAGCAGUGAACACUUGAUUGAAAUCAUCACAAAACUUCACCGCGUUGGAACCACAGCUGCAGACAUGGAGCAGCUCAAUAUCGACAUUUCAGACGAGUUUUUGGUGCAAUUCAAACAGGACAAAGUGUGCGUUAAAUUCAUUCAGGGAGCUCCAAAGAACGGCAACAGCGUCUCAUGUAAACGCAAAAAUAACAGACUUCUGGAAGUGUCUGUUCCGACUACAGCUGCUUAAAGACGCCGCCUCCCCCCUGUCCCACAGAUAGGGGCCAUUACAAUCGAUACACACUUUGUAUUUUGGCCGACCUCCCUGCGCCCAAAAGCCAAACAAGAACUUUAUAAUAGACCAGCUGCUUUUCCCUUUGAGUCUUUUCUUAUCAGAUGGCACCACUGUAGUUGUUGCCAUGUGCCACUAUGUGCAAAGGAGGCCCUGAUAUAAGGUUGCAUGCCACUAGUUUUCUACACUGCUAUAAAAAGGAAGGUUCAGAAUAGUUUCAACUCACUUGACUUCAGAAUAUUAUUUUUUAAGAGUUGAUAUGACAGAGUGUGAUUUCUUGUCAUAGCAAUUAUACUAAUUCAUCAAACUUGUAUCGCAUGUUUAUGGACACUCAGAGAUGCUUUACACGGAAAGAAAGGACCAACUAUUUUAUUAGACAUAGAAGCUUAAAAGUGCACUGCACAACUUUUCUGGUGGAGGGUCCAUCACCUGAUUGUCUUCAUGGAGAUAUUAUUGCUUUGUUUAGAAUGUUCCACAGUGGAGAUUAAACCUAUAUAUCUCAAGCGAGGCAAUUAUAGGCUCAAGUACAGUUCAGACCUGUGGAGAGUUGCCACUAGUCACAGUGAGAAUUAUUGUAUUUUUGAGCAAUAGUAGCACUUGGGAUGAAUAAAUGCUAGAUAGAUGUGUUUAAUGUCCUACUAUGAGGUACCAGGCAAAGCAGUAAUAUCUCCAUAGAGACAAGCUGGUGACCCUCCACCAGAAAAUUUGCACAAUGCAUCUUUAACUACUAUGAAUAUAUUUCUCUAGUUUCAACAUAAUGUGGUCCCUUUUUCAGUCAAAAUUAUCUGAAGGGUGGUUUGGGGGGGUAAACAUUUAUUUUUCAAAAUUAUAAAAAUGAUAAAAGAUUCAAUAUUCAGAUGAUUAAUCUAAAAAAUCUCAUCAAAAUUUCUCAAAAGUUAUUUAAUAAAAUAUAAUAAUCUGAAUUCAAGUCAUUUUAACAAACAAAUUUUCCUUUUUGCAGUAUAGGCAACUUCAAAUGGGUGAUGUGCUUAUAAAAAUAUUGUAAUAAUUGUACUAUCUUCGUAUUGAGGAAGAGAUGGGACACACUUCAGCCUCAACUGGCCCCAAGUAUUGCAUUAUUUAGCAUUUCAGACUUGGCGCCCUCAAAUAUGAGAUGAACCAGCAGCUUUUGGGGCAACGCCUGUCAGGUCCAAUAUCUAUAAAGUCCACUGCACUUGUUUCUCACAUCGGUUAAACCAAAAGAGGACGACAUGGAAAAAAAUGAUUGUAUGUUCUAUUUUCUAUAUAAACAAAGCACAGUGGGCCAUUGAAAAGCACCAAUGUUAUUUUGCCACCAGUUUUUGUACCUGCUCUUCCUACGUAUGUGCCAUUGUGAAGUGUCAUUUGACUGUAUAGUGGAAUAUAUAGGAUACAUAGACCACAUACUGUAGGUGAGUAAUAAAUUAUUUUGUUGCCAAGACUUUUCAAACAGCUGAUUUUUACGUUUUUGACACUACACGUGACAAACUUCCACUUUCUCAACAAUGCCAAGAUUGAAAACAUUAGUUAAUCACUGUAAAUUAUUUUUAUACACACCUUUGUAAGAUGCUUUAAGAGACAGUUCAGUAUUUUGUUAAAUUGGGUCUACUGGAUCAACAUUUUGCACUCUUCAUGGGUUUCAGAGCGAUGAAAAAUUCCUACAGAAAAUUAUAGCAUUUAAAAAUUUAAAACAUUUCACCAUCUUUUGAAUGGACCUCAAAACUGUGCCUAGAAAAGUCAACAUAAACCCAGACAUAGGCUUCUUGUAUUCCUUGUACGUAGAGCUAUGAACACAAUUUGUCAAACUAAAAAAAAAAACAAAUAACUUUCUAGUCAUUCCAUUACCCAGAAACCCUUUGCCUCCGUGACAUUGCUUAAAUAGCUACCCAAGCAAGACCCACAUUUUCAAAAUGCCAAACUAUCUCCUUAAGUGGAUUAUUAUUGUGGAAAGUUGACCAGAAUAGGCAAUGGUACCCGAUUUUUCCAUUACAUCAUUAGCUUCCAAGUUUUGUAUUGAAGACUUUGGUGCACAGUUAGGAACUUUUCUCUGGCUAUUUCUUUUGUGCAAUAAAUAAACUUUGAUAUCUUUUGUAGUAGACCAAGGCAGUACCGACCCUUAGCGCUCACUGUGCAUUAGCUGUACAUUGGCUGUAUAUCUGGCAUGGACAAAGAUGCAAGUUAUGUACCUUUCCAUAGCUAUGUUUGUGAAACUAUAAAUAUUGCAGCUUAACUAUGUUACGCUUGACUAUGUGACCUUUAUGUGUGCUUCUGAAGGCAAGACCAAAUGGAUAAUUGGACAAAUCAUGGUAUUUUUUGUGUACAAAUUUGCUUUACCUUAGCUUAAAUGUGUACUAUGUAACUUUUUGUUUGGGGGGCCGUCACCUGCUUGUUUCUAUGGAUAUGUCACUGGAAUGUUCCCCAGUAUGACCUUAAAUGGACAGUUCAGAAUUUUGGACAUAGGACCUCAUUUCAUAGUGAGCCAGAGUGCUGUAGAUGUGUGGAGACACU